Molecule: messenger RNA, 2350 nt
Organism: Brachypodium distachyon (stiff brome)
Lineage: Eukaryota; Viridiplantae; Streptophyta; Magnoliopsida; Poales; Poaceae
Exons: 14
Coding region: 796-1965 (389 amino acids)
Biological process (GO): DNA-templated transcription initiation; transcription by RNA polymerase III; transcription preinitiation complex assembly
Cellular component (GO): transcription factor TFIIIB complex; nucleus; transcription preinitiation complex
Molecular function (GO): RNA polymerase III general transcription initiation factor activity; TBP-class protein binding; RNA polymerase III type 3 promoter sequence-specific DNA binding
Source: RefSeq, a predicted model, not a curated record
AAGGGAAAAAACCCUCUUCAAUGUGAAAUACCCCCUGACGACCUAAAACUCCAUCCGGCGCAUCCGCCGUCACCCACCGGCCACCGCGCCACCGCCUCCACCUCCAGCCUCGCCGCCGCUCUUCCCAUCCCCCACGGCCGUUAUUCCCACCCCCCGCAGCCGUCAUUCCUAUCCCCCACAACCACUCGCAGUAGCCGCUCUCAUCCCCGCCAUACUCCUCCGUCUCCUACAACUCCACGCGACGCCGCAGCUUGCCUGAGCGACUGGGCACCCGCGACAUUGACGCCUCCAUCCUGCCGUCUGACGCAGCGAAGAUCGCACCUUCAUGAUUACCCCCCUAGCACCGAACUGAAGCUUCAUCCACGGCUAGCGUCCAUUCCCCUACGAAUCUGAUAAGGUGUCCUAUUGUUUUGCAGGUCAGAAAGCAAGAGAUCCCUCUCUUUUUUCCUCUCCACAAUACUGUGGCGGCGCUGGGUUCUGGCUACACCUCCAUCUCGAACUCUGGCAGUGGCCAUCAGAGAAAAAACGGUGCAGGUGACACCCUCCUAACUCCCUUCCACUGUCCCACUCCGAGGCCAGCUCAUAUCAGAUCUGCCUUAGACCGGCUCCUCCCUGACGACAAGAAUGGCUAGCGGCCCUUCUGUAACAGACCACCGUCUCUAUCGACUGUCUCUCUUGAUCCACCCCCUCUCUUCACGGUCUGUAACAACUCACCCCUGCCCCCUCAGCCACCCACCACUGCACUUUCAAGGUUUAUACUAGUCUGAUCGUCCACUGGUCUACUUCUGUUAAGCAAUGGUUUACUGUACUCACUGUGCUGAUUAUUGCCCAUACAUAAAGGAUCCUGACAAAGGAUAUAUAUGCUGUGGGACGUGUGGGAAGGUUCUUGAUCAGGACAUUUACAGCGAUGAGCCUACUUUUAUCAGCUAUGGCCCAGGGCAGAGCCGGGUGGAGGGAACCCCUCUGCGAAGCAUCGAGAUUGGCACUUCGCUAUCCCAUGAAAGAACUUUAAUGAAAGGGAGAGACGAGAUUUGGCAGAUUGUCACUAGCUUACAUGUUGGUGGUGGAGAUACUAUCAUUGACAUGGCUCACAAAAUUUAUACACUAGCUGUUGACCAUAAUUUUACAAGGGGCCGUCGAACAACUCAAGUUGCAGCUGCUUGUCUUUACAUUGCCUCCGGUGUCAAGAAUUCCCCAUUUCUCUCUUUCCGUUUGUGGUUCAUGAAAUCUGCACCCUUGACUCUAUGUAUUGAUAUUCAUUUCUUCCUGAUCGAAGAUUUUUUGGCAAAGGCUGAUGAAGAGCAGCCUUCACACAAGUCUGGAGAAGUUCUCUGCAAGCACAAGGAUAAAGAUGCUGAGCAUCUUGCUCAUGGACUUUGUGAAAAAUGCUACAACAAAUUUAUUAAAAUGUCGGGUGGACUAGAGGGCGGAGCUGAUCCUCCAGCUUUCCAGCAAGCCGAAAAACAAAGACUCGAAGCUGCAAAAAAAGCAGAGGAAGCUGCUGCAAUAAAGGAGGCAGCAUUAGGAGAGUCAAAUUGUGAGAUACAGAAUUCUGAUGUUGAAGAUAACAUGAUUUGCCCUAUGAAGGAACAAGCUGCAAAGGAAGCUUUGGCAGCUGAAUUAGCAGCUAGGGGUGUGCGCGUGGGAGGGGGACAACCGAAAAAACGAAGACGUAAUGAAGACACUAAGAACUUGUCACCUGCUGAAACACCAGCUGAAGCAACAUACAAUAUGUUGAAACAAAAGGGACUUGGGUCAAAAAUCAACAUUGAAGCGGUUGGCGGAUUGUACGAUACUAAGGAUGAAGAUGGAGAGGCAGAUGAAAAAGGAGACAUGGGCUUUGACGGGGAAUAUACACAGGACAUUGGUGAUGGUGAAACAUUUGAAGGGGGCUAUGACUAUGCAGAUUACAACAACAAUGGUUACGGUGGUGCUGGAGACUACACUGAUCAUGACGAUUUCUAAUAGCAAAAUUCUGAGUGGCAAGCUCAAGAAAGAACAUCUAUUUAGAGUUUCAGUUGACUCGAAAAUCCUAUUUUAUCCUAAAGCUGGAAGAAACCAUUGCAAUAUUCUUCACUUGUAAGAGAUAUUCCGGUAUUUGAACUUUUAGAGCAAAUGAGGUUUUGUUGAGAUAUACAGAACGCAUGGUCAAGUCUGCCAGUGUAAUGAUUAAAAAAAGUCUUGUCAUUGUAUCGGUGUAACCUUCUUAUCUUCCGAUCUUCUAGUCAGGCCUCAUAACGGGUUGUAAUUUGCAAUUGUUAUGCCGAAUGAAAUAAGCAGAACUGUCAAUGUGUUAAUGUAAUAGGUUACAUACUCAGUAGUAUGUUUAUUUCUUGAUGCAUUGACGUUA